Messenger RNA from Amphimedon queenslandica, 1323 nucleotides. RefSeq names its product phosphatidylglycerol/phosphatidylinositol transfer protein-like. The record is from RefSeq and is a predicted model, not a curated record. Lineage: Eukaryota; Metazoa; Porifera; Demospongiae; Haplosclerida; Niphatidae. The transcript is spliced from 5 exons. Bases 746 to 1231 code for a protein of 161 amino acids.
GGGUGUGGCUAGAUUCAAAAUGGCGCUAAAUGUAUUUGUUACUGUUAAAAGAGCAAGCUCCUCUAUCUUACCUUCCACUGUAUGUGAAACCUCUGUGGCAUCUACUGUUUGGGACUUAUUAGAGCAGCCAUUCAUGUUAAAUAAGCCUACACUCACAGAAGUUGCUAGAGUAUUUUGAUAGUUUGUUUUAAAAAGUUGUGGUUAACUAACAGUUAUUAAAGUUAAUUAAUAAGUAGUUAAUUAAUUUCAUUGUUUAUAUUUUAAUUUAUUCCGACCGGCCUGCUCUAUUUUAGAGAAAAAAAAUCCGUAAAACAAGUAAUUUAGUUUGAAUUGCCUAAUAAUAAUAUUAUUGACAUGACUCACAUUGUAUUCCUCACACAUAUAUGGCCAGGUAUGAGGGCAUCAACGAAAUAAAAUAGCUGAUUUGUGUAUAAUGCAGGUAUGGGGAGCUUCAUUAACAUUAAUUACAAUUUUUAGCUAUUGCAAUAUAAAUUGAUGUGUAUAGUGCAUGAACAAUAAAAUAAUAAAUUCCGGAUGAGGGCAGGAAAUGAAAAAACAAUGAAUCUAAUUGGAGUAGCCUAAGCAGCAAAAAUUACUUACAGAUAUAAACAAGUGCCACAAAAUUAAACAAUAACAUUGAAACUACAUGUACAUGCAAAUGUAGCCAAGUGCAUCGCACUGUGACUGUAUCUACUUCAAUAAACAAUAGCAUAAGAAAGCCACUUGCACUACUACCUACCUAAAGAUGAACAUCUUAUUGAUAAUCCUAUCAGUUGUACUAGUCACUACAUUGACUGGAUCUACUAACAAUUACUACAAUGAACCUACUGGUAAUAAAGGAUUCACAGAUUGUUCUCUUACUAAGAAAUUUGCCCAAUUCUUUAAUGUAUCAUUAACUUCAUAUACACUAAAAAGAGGAGACAGGAUUCACUGGAAUGCAGAUCUACAGAUUAAGAGGACCAUACAAUGGGGUAUACUGCAUUUCACAAUGAUACACCAAUUCAAGAAUUAUACUAAUAUUACUUUUCUUGAUGAUAAAUUUAAUUUAUGUGACUUCUUUGUGGAUUUAACCAAUAAACACUGUCCAAUACAACCAAGAAUGUAUCAUUUAUACUAUCAAGCCCAAAUCCCCAACCUCUUUUGGCCAGGUAGGUAUUAUACCAAAGGUACUGCAUACAAUGAGGAAGGAGAGGAAAUGGGGUGUCAACAGACAGAAGUUACUAUCAAAUGACUGGAAUAUUAAAUAUACUUACUGACUUAGUUAUUUGAAGUUUUUAAUGUCUUUUUUGAACAUUUUGCCAGAAUAAACAAAAGGACCAUGAA